CACAGUGGCAAGUUAGUGCUGUUAUUAAUUCACUCACCUAUUAUGUAGAAAGUGAUAAAACUUCAUCAGUUAUCACUUACUGAGUCGAAGGCAAAUAUAAUUACUCGGACAUCAGCUGAUAUUAACGAUUAAGAGGACAGCCUGUUAAUAAAGAAGGCCAGGAUUAAUAAAGAGGAGGCCAAGUUGUAUUGGCAAGAAGCCAGGGCCCUUAUUCUUAAACUUGUGCUCAAAGUUACGUAUGCGCACGUUGCGAACAGUGAAAAUACGUAUAAAUAAUAAUAAUAAUAAUAAUGCGUAUUCUUUAACAUUAUUUUGUGAUAUUCGCAAUCGGAAACGUAUACGUUUCUCAUUGCACUGAAUUCGAUUUGGCAACACCGGAAAUGUAAAUACUUUUUACAAACAUUGUGUUCAGUGUUUAUAGUUUGGCAUUCUAUACAUUUAUUUGAGAUGCAUAGCUUACGCGGAAAGAAAAGAAGUGCUAAUAUCACAAAACGAGCAAAGAAAUCUUUUAGUAGAAUACGUAUAAACACCCAGAGUUAAUAAGAAGAAAAUUUUCAAUCUCAUUUACAUUAAAAGAUUCAAUAAAUUUAUGGAAUGAUAUAACAGACAUUUUAAAUGUAGUAGGUGGAACUAACAAAAAUUGAAAAGGUUAACGUGAGUGCUGGCAUAUAGUUCUAGUCAAGAAGUAAGAAAAAACAUACUGCUAUGAAGCAAGCUGUAUCAGCAACAGGAAGUGGUGUAAACAAUACAGAAGUAUUAAUACCGGAAGAAGAGCAAAUUCUUGAUAUUAUGUGUCCACCGAGUGUGAAUGGACAUCCUGAUAUAUUUGAAUCGAAUGAUGAUUCAAUGGAAGUGGAAUAUUUGAAUGAAUAUGAAAAAGAAGUAUCAAAGAUUCUUAAUUGUACAGAUUCGAAUAGCAUUUCCAACAGCACGUUAUCUUUACAAAAGCGAACAACUGUUACCGACAAGGAAUAUAAUAAAUGUCAAGAGUGGUUUGAUGGAAAAUAAAAUAUAGAUAGCAACGAUCCAAAUAUUCAACAGCCUGCCAAAUUACAAACCAAAUUAAAAACUUGUUAUAAAUCCGUUAAAUAAUACAAAUUCUUUUAAUUGUUAUAAAAGUAAACAGGAUAAGACAACUCCAAUACAGAAAAAAGGAAUGACAGAUGCAAAACAGAAAUUACAAAAUACUAUUGAAGUAUCAUCAAAAUUGAAUGACGCUUAUGAAAAGACAUAUAUUUAAAAAAAAUUAUUAUGAGGCUAGGUUAGAAUAUUUAAAAAGGUCGGCUGAAGCAAAUGAAAAAAUAGCCAAUAUUAUGGAACAAUAUAUGAGAUUAAAA
Molecule: messenger RNA, 1337 nt
Organism: Harpegnathos saltator (Jerdon's jumping ant)
Lineage: Eukaryota; Metazoa; Arthropoda; Insecta; Hymenoptera; Formicidae
Exons: 4
Coding region: 706-1008 (100 amino acids)
Source: RefSeq, a predicted model, not a curated record